Elaeis guineensis (African oil palm) is the source of this 2391-nucleotide messenger RNA. RefSeq names its product glucose-1-phosphate adenylyltransferase large subunit 4, chloroplastic/amyloplastic. Gene Ontology annotation, molecular function: glucose-1-phosphate adenylyltransferase activity. The record is from RefSeq and is a predicted model, not a curated record. NCBI's taxonomy places the organism in Eukaryota, Viridiplantae, Streptophyta, Magnoliopsida, Arecales, Arecaceae. Gene Ontology annotation, biological process: glycogen biosynthetic process.
GCCAAAGAGACGUGCCGCCUCCAGUUACCCAGCAGCUGGGGCAUGCACAUACUAGCGAGCAGUGUUUCCUGUUUCUGGGCGCUUCUCCUCUCUCUCUCUCUCUCUCUCUCUCUGUCACACACACGCACAUCUUUCCUUUAUGUAGGGGCGGUGCCAGGACCAGAAACGGGCGUGGAGGACUGGAAUCCGAAGAGACCAGCGAGUGAAGAGUGAAGCAAGAAAGGUACCAUCUUUACCGCGCCGGUGGGUUUCCCUUUCCUUUCCUUUUCUCUGGGCUUUUUCUUGGGUGUUCGAGCGAGGGAAGCUAGAAGCGAUCCUUGGAUUUUCUGGAGUUAUCGGCCAUGGCGGAGGCGCUGCCCACGCACACUAUGGCUCUCGGGUCGGGCGGCGGCGAUCACUGCUCACUGGUUCUCCCUCGGCUCCGGGGCAGAGCUCUGGUGUCUGCUGGGUCGUCAUCCUUUCUUGGCGAGAGAGUUUGCCGCGCAGGAGGGUCGCCCAGGAAUCAUGGAGAUGGUCGACUCAGAAGGGAUCUUGGCAAGCCGCUCGUCGCCACCACCAUCAACUCUGUUCUUGCUGACGUUGCCAAAAACUUCAUGGCACAGCCCGUUGACGCGCCGGCCUUCGAAAGGCCACUAGUCGAUCCGGGAACUGUUGCCUCGAUCAUAUUAGGCGGAGGAGCUGGAACUCGACUUUUUCCUCUCACUCGAAGAAGGGCGAAACCAGCUGUACCAAUUGGAGGUUGUUAUAGGCUUAUUGAUGUACCAAUGAGCAAUUGCAUCAACAGUGGAAUAAAUAAAAUUUAUGUUCUAACUCAAUUUAACUCUCAGUCUCUGAAUCACCAUCUUGCUCGGACAUAUAACUUAGGUAACGGUGUAAAUUUUGGUGAUGGAUUUGUAGAGGUGCUAGCAGCAACACAAACACCCGGAGAAUUUGGGAAGAGAUGGUUUCAGGGAACAGCAGAUGCUGUUAGGCAAUUCAUAUGGCUAUUUGAGGAUGCAAAACUUAGACAUAUAGAGAACAUACUGAUUUUGUCUGGCGAUCAUCUGUAUCGAAUGAAUUACAUGGACUUUGUGCAGAAACACAUUAACUGUGGGGCAGAUAUUUCUGUUUCUUGUGUCCCAAUUGAUGACAGUCGUGCUUCAGAUUUUGGAUUGAUGAAGGUUGACAAAAUGGGGCGAAUCCAUCAGUUUCUUGAAAAGCCAAAGGGUGAAAAUCUGAGGACUAUGCAAGUAGACACAACUGUCUUAGGAUUGCCUCCUGAAUAUGCAAAAAAUUAUAAAUACAUUGCAUCAAUGGGAAUAUAUGUGUUCAAGAUAGAUGUCCUUCUGAAGCUUCUAAGAUGGCACUAUCCUACUGCUAAUGAUUUUGGCUCAGAGAUCAUACCAAUGGCUGCUAAAGACUACAAUGUGCAGGCAUAUCUAUUUGAUGGAUACUGGGAGGAUAUUGGAACAAUAAAAUCAUUUUUUGAUGCAAAUUUGUCUCUCACUGAUCAGUCUCCCAAGUUUCAUUUUCAUGAUCCUAAGAAGCCUAUUUUUACAUCACCACGGUUUUUACCACCAACUAAGAUAGAACAAUGCAGGGUUGUAGACUCUAUAAUUUCACAUGGAUGCUUCUUGACACAAUGCAGCAUUGAACAUUCCAUAGUUGGUGUUCGCUCAAGAUUAGAGUAUGGGGUGGAGCUUAAGGAUACCAUGAUGAUGGGUGCAGACUAUUAUCAGACUGAGGCAGAGAGAGCAUCUUUCCUGGCUGAGGGGAAGGUUCCAGUUGGCGUUGGAGAGAACAGAACUGUAUCAUCGACAAAAAUGGCAGGAUCGGAAAGAGCGUGAUCAUUGCAAAUGCAGAUAAUGUGGAGGAAGCUGAUAAACCAACAGAUGGAUUCUAUAUUCGUUCUGGAAUCACUGUGGUGUUGAAGAACUCUGUUAUUCCAGAUGGUACCAUCAUCUAGAGGUUUUGUUGCAGCAAUGUUCAGUGAAUUGGAGAUACUUGUAAAUAUCCAUCAUCAGCUAUUCAUAAUGUGUAACGUGAUGGAGGCUCAUGGAUUUGCUAUGCUAAGCUCAGAGUAAUCUUUUUUGCCAUUUUCAGAUGGAACAACAGCAACUAAGAAUUCCACGGCAGUACCAUCAACAUAGCAGCAGCUGUAUCUCCAUCUAUGGCUCAUGGGAAACAACCCCAUUCUGCUCGGUUUGUAAUCACCCUCCCGUGAAUCUUUUUCACGUGGAUAUACAUUGAUGAAUAAGCCAUGCAUGUAAUGGUGAUUCCGGGCAUAUCCUAAAUAAAUGAAAAUCCUGAUGAUACCAUGUAAAAACCAUAACAUCAAGCCUAAACCAUUUGUUUCCCAUCUGUAUCAUGCCUGAGAACAAAAUAAUGAAAUUUUGCACUAGUACAAUUUUU